AGGGAGAUGUUUCGCUGCGGGUCGACUCUCCCGCGCUUCUAACAUCGUGGUUUAUUCAAGGGAUAUUUGUUUCGAGAUAGUGCGCCCUAAAAACCUUUCGACAGUAUUGAUAGUGUUGUGAGUAAACUGUGUAGACAUUAUUCGAAACUAGUGAAGUGUUUGUCAAUGGGAAAAGUUGCUGCCUUUCAACGGAUGUGGAUGCGAUGAGAUUUGUUUGAAUUUAUGAAAUGAACAAAGAUCGAGAUAAAAUCCGUUCUGUUGACUAUUGAAUGUACUGUUUGUGAAACAAUGAGAAAGUGAUAAAGUUGAGAAAACGGUGAACUUUCUGCACAGCUGGAUGUUUUGUGAAUUUAAUAUGUUGCAGAGAUAGUGUUGAUAUCAUUCUUCAGAUCAUAGAAUAUUGCGUAUGGACGAAAGAAACAACGAUAGUCCAAGAGAGGCGUCAUCGCGCGCUAUUUGGACGGUAAAAAAUGUGUGGAAUGCAAGCUUUACUUCAAUCAAGAGAGAUUUGUUGGAAUCUAAAUUGACUGAUACAAUCAAAUAUUUCUUCAACAAGGAAGACCAAAAUGUUCCGAAUGUCAAUAAAGAAGUUAAUACCGAAAUUCUUACUGCAGAAGCGAGUGAUAUUAAAAGCGAACGUCUUAUAGCAAUCGAAGUAAGAAGAAAUAUAGAAGAUGAUUUAAGAAAUGAAGAAGACGAGGAAAUCAGAAAGAACGUGUGGAGCGAUGUUGAUGAUGAACUAUACAUAGCCAAUUUAAUUAAACUAAGAACUUCAAAUGAAGACAAACGUGUGAAACGUGAUACUAGUGCUUACAUAAGUGUUAGUGAUAUCGGAGAUAAGGUUGUGAAUAGUGUUAAGUUAGAUUACGAGAUGUGGGAGUUAGAACCAACGGAUCUAACGGAGUGUGACUGUCUCGGGCCGCCUCCGGAGUUCCUACUACCUCCGCCUCCGCGACCGCCUUUCCUGCAAGCCGAAUACUACUGUGGGGAUGAUCCAAUUCCUGAUCUUGAGACAUGCGACACAGAACCAAAGAUAGACGCGUACAACCACAGCGGGCCAUCGUUCCAGACGUCUGCAGUGAUCGCUCUCUGCUCUGUCGUGCUGCUUGUUGGUGUGCUUGUUGGUGCUGUCCUUGUCUGGAAACAUAAGCGGAAAGUAACAAAUUUCCUGCCGUCGAAAUCAUCAGCGCCAUCGCAUAGUGGUGGGUCGCAGAGGCGAGCGCCUCCACAAGCGCCCUUGUACGAAGACUUGCAGGACCUGCCCAGGCGACCCCCGCUGCCGCAUAGACCUAAUAUCGAACCACAACUAGAAAUGGUGGAAACGAAGCGACCCAAUUGUCCGGGCAGAGUAUUUGUCUGUGACAGUGGGGGCACGUGGCGCGGCGGCAACUCUUGUGGAGGUGACGCGUGCGGGGCUCCGCUCUAUGAGGAACUGCCUCACAGAUCGGAUGACUCGAUACACAGCGACGAUCACUUCGCAGAAGACGAACUAAGUCUCGUCGGCGAAGCCGCUCCCUGUCGAACAUGUUCCAGACCUACAGUCCCACAUUCACUACCACAUCGUCAAAGACCACAAAGAAUGGAUAGACGACCCAAGUCUUUGGAAAGACGUCGUGGUCAUCAUAGAAUGCCGCGUCACAUGCAUCCACCGGAUCCUUCAGAGUUUCAUGAAGGUGUUCUUUUAGAUGCACUGCUAAGAUUGUAUCCUCAAGUCGGUACAGUUGGAGCGAGGCCGCCGGGGCCAUUACCAAUGCAAGCAGGAGGCGCUUGGCCAGGAGGAGAACUUCCUGGGAUUGCCUGUUGGAGAGGUCCUCGCGCUUCACCCAAACCACCUAGUGGUGACUCUUCCUUCGGAUCCGAUUCCGGCUACAGCAAUAAUACAUGUGGAACUUGUGGAACUAGAGCGUCAUCAAGGCAUCGCUUAUCAGCUGAAAUUCCUAUGUCAUGAACAAAACAGUGGCUUUGUGGACUAUAUGUGAUAUAAUUAUGUGCUAUAAAGCUUCUAAUGUUUGACAAACUUUAUGAUGUAUCAAAAAAUCUGGAAGCUUUUAGGUACUACAUAUAAGUCUUUCUCUCGCGGCCUAAUCAAACUGAUGUUCAGUGCGGCCUCAUUUUUCCUUGUUCAGUUAACUGUUUGUGUAAAUGAGGACUUCAAUAGUCAGUGUAGGUACCAUGGUUGAGAUCCUAUACGUAAGACAGUUUUCAAUUGUAAUAUCUUGUAUUUAUUUUAAAUUGUUCUUGCCAAUGUAUGUCACAUAAAAAUAGUAUUUAAAUGUAUAAUUGCAUAAAUAAUUUUGUACAAAAUUUACGACCAUGAAACUUAUGUAGACGUAGUGGUUUUUCUUAGUAAGUUAUUCGGAACUAGUCCUAAAUUAUGAUUGAAUUGAAUUAUAUAAGAU
Molecule: messenger RNA, 2399 nt
Organism: Papilio machaon (common yellow swallowtail)
Lineage: Eukaryota; Metazoa; Arthropoda; Insecta; Lepidoptera; Papilionidae
Gene: pxb
Exons: 7
Coding region: 407-1948 (513 amino acids)
Source: RefSeq, a predicted model, not a curated record